GACCGUGUGAGUGCGUGCUCACGUGUGGACCAGCACGGGAAGCUACUAAUGAUUGAGAUACGGAAGCCGAGACGUUUCAUACGGCGUUCUGGGAAUUGCCUUCUCUCUACAGAGUAGAAACUGAAGAAGGGCUUCUGAGCCUACGGGCCUGUACAGGGGUUGAGCCUCGGGGCCCGCGGGUGGCACUGAGAUGAAAGUGAAGGCCGGGCUCUCUAAACCUUCUAAGGGCAGCGUGGUGGCCAGGCCGGAGUUUGUCAAGAAGUCCGAUCGGAAAAAACAAAAGAAGAAGAAGAAAUUCUGGAAAAAAUAUCCCCAGGCGGCAACUGAAGCUUCCAAGAACCCGGAGUGUAAGGAUGCGAGAGCCGCGGCGGCGCUGCCCCCCAAGGGGCCGCAAGAAUUUUCUCACAACUGGAAGGCCCUGCAGGAGCUAUUGAAACAGAAAACACUGGUUCCAGAAAAUUCCCUUCCUGUCUUUCAAGGAAAUUCCAGAAAACAGCCCAAAGACCACCACCAGAAUGGCAAACAUGUUCUUAAAAAGGAAGAGUAUGGUGAUACAGAACUACCAGAGCUGCCAGGCAAAAUAGGCCAACCCUCCUCCAAGGCCCUUAUUUCUUUAGGGUCUCUGAAUGACACAAAAGUUGCCUCUCAUAAAAAAUGCAGUGAAACAAAGGGCAAAGGCAGUGGAACAGAUACCAAGAAAAGAAAAAAUGGCAGCCUUCACCAGAAAAUAGUGGACAUCAAGCGUGAGAAGAGGAAAGCAGAAUUAGUUCCUCCUCCACCAACAGAAGCAGACAUCUGGUUUGAUGAUGUAGAUCCUAAGGAUAUUGAAGCUGCCAUUGGUCCAGAAGCUGCUGAAAUAGCCCGAAAAAAACUGGGUCUGAAGGAAACAAAUCUGUCACUGGUGAAAGAAAGAGCAUUUGAAGGCAUGACCAAAGCUGUAGCAAUGGACUGUGAGAUGGUAGGAGCAGGGCCAAAUGGGGAAGAAAACAUCCUUGCCCGAGUAUCCAUUGUGAACCAAUUUGGAAAGUGUGUUUAUGACAAGUAUGUCAAGCCAACAGAGAAAGUGACUGAUUACCGGACAGAUGUCAGUGGAAUUCGACCAGAGGACAUCAAACACGGAGAAAAGUUCAAAGUUGUUCAAAAGGAAGUGGCAGAUCUGCUUAAGGACAGGAUUCUAGUUGGACACGCCCUGCAUAAUGACUUAAAGAUUCUCCUUCUUGAUCAUCCCAAAAAGAAGAUCCGGGAUACACAGAAAUAUAAACCUUUCAGGACACAAGUAAAGACUGGAAGACCAUCUCUGAAAUUGCUCAGUCAGAAAAUUCUUGGUAUCAGAAUACAGCAGUCAGAGCACUGUUCGAUUCAAGAUGCCCAGGCAGCAAUGAGACUUUACGUAAUGGUUAAAAAACAGUGGGAAGGAACCAUCAAAGACAAAUAUAAACUACAAAGAGAAAAAAAUGGCAAAGCAUAACUGAGCCUUCCUUGUCACUGUUUCUACUGUCUACACUGCUUACUGCCUUGUUCCUCAACAGCACAGUCAUAUCUCCAGAAGAAGAUAAGCAGGGGUCUUCUUGAAGCAAGGGAGGGGGAGGGUAUUCUGUCAGCCAUCCUCCCUGCUCUCCGUUUUGUUUUGUUUUUUUCCUGAAUGUGUAGUCCCUAAAAUCAACAUAAAUUAUUCACAAAGGUGGUAACUUUUUGGAGAAACUUUUAAACUUGUGACUACAAAGGAUGUAUGCUACUAAAAGAGAAUUUGACCCUCUCCAGAUACAGUCACUCUUGCCCUUUAGCUUACAGUUUCUUUCCUGUGCUCUAGAAGUCAUGGUUAGUGUCCAAGAUUUUAUGAGUAUGAGUGAGGAGGGCUUUGUGAAAUCAAGACCUUUGCUUUGGACACAAUGAAGAGCAGAGACUGAUUCUGGACUUCAGUGAAGCUCUGCAUCCCUGACUAAUCCAUCAUCCAGCAGAAUCAAAAUCAAGAAAUAAUUUCAUUAGCACAUGCAGUGAUAUUUUCUGGACAAGAGGUUUGGGAACUUGUACAAUAAAAGGCUAAAUAAAGUAUGUAACUGGCUUUUUCAUUAGAAUCACUGCCAUUUUACUCUCCCUCUCUCUUGAACUGUGUGUGCUGAAUGGUAUCAUCGACCAAGGUUGGAGUUUCUAGGGGUCCAGUGGACCCAAAGCAGCUUGUCAACUCAGUUCUGUCAUUUACCUUUUGGAAAAUUAACUGGAGAAGAAUAAUUCUCAUCCUAAUCAGUUGUUGCUGCCACAAGAAGAAAAUCUCAUCUGUGACUGGCAGACCAUAGAUUGGAGACAUAUAUACCCAAUACCUUCCCAGUGUGAAUGAGAAAGUUGGAGAAGACCUGCAACAGAGCCGAAGGAGUAAGAUUUGCAAAAGCUGUCAAUCAAGCAUUCUGGAAUGGAAUGGUGACUGGGGGGAGACUUGAAAGAAACAACCAAACUGAGAAGUGGUCUCUUGCUCUUGAGACAGGAAGGAGUAAGGACUGAGAAGAUCCUUCUCUGAUUUCUCCCUACUGGGCAAAGUGACAAAUCCUCAACCUGUUAGCCAUAUCCCUCAAUUCAAGACUAUUCUAUUCUUCAAUUUAGGAGUAUUUUAAGAUUAGGGAAACCCUAAAUCCUCUCUCCCAUCAAACUUCCUUGUCCUUCCUCUUUUCCUAAAUAAACCCCCUUAUUUAAACUA
This is a messenger RNA of Monodelphis domestica (gray short-tailed opossum), 2689 nucleotides long. It is a transcript of the gene REXO4, whose product is annotated as RNA exonuclease 4. Gene Ontology annotation, cellular component: nucleus. Lineage: Eukaryota; Metazoa; Chordata; Mammalia; Didelphimorphia; Didelphidae. The record is from RefSeq and is a predicted model, not a curated record. Gene Ontology annotation, molecular function: nucleic acid binding; 3'-5' exonuclease activity. Gene Ontology annotation, biological process: rRNA processing; DNA catabolic process.